Molecule: messenger RNA, 825 nt
Organism: Orycteropus afer afer
Lineage: Eukaryota; Metazoa; Chordata; Mammalia; Tubulidentata; Orycteropodidae
Gene: TMEM119
Product: transmembrane protein 119
Exons: 1
Coding region: 1-825 (274 amino acids)
Biological process (GO): ossification; positive regulation of osteoblast differentiation; positive regulation of osteoblast proliferation
Cellular component (GO): plasma membrane
Source: RefSeq, a predicted model, not a curated record
AUGGUUCCUGUGGUGGCCCUGACCCUCAUCUCUCUGCUGCUGCUCCCGAGUCCUGUGCCUGCCGGGGCCCACUCGGUGCCCCUGCGCGUUGCCUGGUUGGAGGAUGCAGGGGGCAGUGGGGAGGCCGAGGGCUCGUCGGCCUCCUCUCCGAGCCUGCCAGCCCCCUGGACGCCGGCCCUCAGCCCCACGUCAGUGGGGCCCCAGCCCACGGUGCUGGCUGGCCCCCCCCCACCCACCAACUUCUUGGACGGGAUCGUGGAUUUCUUCCGCCAGUACGUGAUGCUCAUCGCGGUGGUGGGCUCGCUGGUGUUCCUGCUCAUGUUCAUUGUCUGCGCCGCGCUCAUCACCCGCCAGAAGCACAAGGCCUCUGCCUACUACCCUUCAUCCUUCCCCAAGAAGAAGUACGUGGACCAGAGUGACCGGGCCGGGGGCCCUCGGGCCUUCAGUGAAGUCCCGGACCGGGCUCCCGAUGACCGGCCCGAGGAGGCCCUGGACUCGUCCCAGCAGCUGCAGGCCGACAUCCUCGCUGCCACUCAGAACCUCAAGUCUCCCACCAAGGCUGCCCUGGGCGGCGGGGAAGGAGCCAAGAUGGUGGAGUGCAGGCCAGAGAGGGAGGAGGAGGAGGAAAACAGCCAGGAGGCCAAAGGGUCAGAGAGCUCUCAGGGGCCAGAGAAGCCCUGUUCAACCGGAGCCCAGGGGGGCCUGGCAGCUGGCGAGGGCCAAGGGGAGCCAAACACGGUGUCCUCGUUAGCCCAGGAAGCUGGGGACCCUGCUGACCCCCCAGAAAGCCCUUGUGCUUGCAACAGUGUCACCCCCAGCGUCUAA